AUGGAAGUAGAAUCUAAAGAGAAUAUCCGCUACGCCUCCUCGCCCGGCAAAGGGACAAGUUAAGGGCGUUGUGGGAAUAUAGUGAAUAGGGUGUCUAUCGAAGAAUUGACUAAAAGAAAGGGCUCAGGAGGAAAUUGGUCUACUGUAGUGGGCACAGGUGGCGUCUUGUGAUGGUGGUGUGUGUACGUUUGAAAGGCAGAGAUUAGAAAUUGUAUCUAGCAUCGUCCUGUUCUCGUCUCUAAAUUUCAUUUGGAUUGCCGGAGGAGCCGAUUUUUACGCCCUCGCCGGCAAAAGCAAAAGUUCCUUAUUCGGAUGGAAUACCAAGCGGGUACUUAUCAAAAGUUCUUAAGGUCAUUCGUGUUUUUCUGGUGAGCUGGGUGUAGUCUAGGUAGAAGCUAAGGGUAAGUGCACUAUGCACGAAAUACUUUCUCGCAAGUCAUCUCAGUCUUACGUCACCUGCGUCAUCUUUGACGUGAGUCAUGACGUGAGCCAUAACCGACCAUGUCAUAGUCUAUAGUUAUAGCUCCUAGUAGUGCCAAUCUAAUGAAUUAUUAUAGUGAGAUGGAAAAUGUCAGAUCAUAUGCGGCUGGCACCUUAUGAAACAAUAAAACUGAAUCUGAACAAACAGGAUGCGGCUAUGUCAGGAGGAUGGGAAGUAUUACGUUUAUGGCUGUCGUUCCUUGUCGAUGUUGCCAUCCAUCUUUUUCAGUGCGUGGGGACUUUUUAUAGACAAAUGAAAGAUUGUAUAAAAAAGGGAAAAUGGCACUAGGAUGGAUCAAUGGCAUGCAAGAUCUUAGCUCCAUGACGUUCUCUAAUCAGGCAUGCAACGGAGAGACGGAAAAGACACCGUUUACAUCCCAAAAAGGGAAAAUAACGCAAAGUCCCCUGAUCAAGUUUAUGGCUCGUUGUCGCUUCUCUAUGUCUACUUCUUGGAGGUGAGAAAUUUGUUGAGUAAAGUUAAAAAUGUAGCUAAGCGAGGAGGUUCCAAUGCCUUUCUGGUUCCUUAUGGUGAAAGCAAGAUAUAUCAGUCUAUAUGUGAAGGCAAGGGCCUGACUUCCUCUAAGAGUCCUUGUGGUCCGAACAAGGUGGAGGCUCAAAGGCAAAAAGGAUUAAGGUCGAUCACAGUUAUGGAUAGGAUGCGCUGUUUUUCCAUGAAAGGGCAUCUUCGAGACUUAUCCGGAAGGCUUACUUACAUGUUCAGGGUGUCAGGGGUAGUCUCGGUUGUAUGCAAGAUGGAGAAUAUCAUGAUCCAUAACCAUGAAACGAUUGCGGCGCAUUUCGAAAAGCCAGUGCACGUGCUUAAGGAUUGAGGUUUAGCUGUGCAGUAGUCUUCUCUUAUCACUUGAUCAGCAUGGUGGUCAAUGUCAGUUUUUGAGUGUGUGACAAUUGAUAGAAAUCAAUGGGAUUAGAAUACAGCCCCCUGAUAGGGGCCAGCGUUUAUUUCCAACGAGGUUGAAUUAAUAUGGUGAAGGUUCUAUGGGUAGCAUGUGAAGCAAGACUCUUGAAGAGCUGAAUGAAAGGUAAGUGGAGGCGUUUGGUAAUAGGUGGCGCAAAACUGAUGAAGAGCCUUAGGCAAUAGGAUUUAUCUAAGAAUUUUGAUCCGGUGAUCCGGGAAAAGGCUGUUCAAGAGCUUAAUCAAAAAAAGUCAAAAGCUGAAAUUGAAGAGUCGAUGAAAGCAGCGCGCGCGUUAUGGUCACUGUUGCGUUUGUUAGUAAAAAAAAGCUUUAGCUUUGUAAGACCUCUGACUGUUGGAAACUGUACGAAAAUAGAGGUACUCCAAAUUUUCGUGCGCAUACAUAAAUACUUACCCCGGUGCACUGCCAAUUCCAUUGGUGUUUCCUACAUUGUGGGCAGUGCCGUAAACACAAUAGAAAAUGCUUGAUGGUGAAAAGGGGCAAGAGGGUAAGGCGCGUAAGGUCUCCCGGUUACACGCAGGACUCGCUCUAACUUUCAAGGUCAUAGCUGACGUGGAAAGUCUUGGG
This is a messenger RNA of Amoebophrya sp. A25, 1982 nucleotides long. Lineage: Eukaryota; Dinophyceae; Syndiniales; Amoebophryaceae. The record is from the annotation of a GenBank genome assembly.